Molecule: messenger RNA, 2141 nt
Organism: Acanthopagrus latus (yellowfin seabream)
Lineage: Eukaryota; Metazoa; Chordata; Actinopteri; Spariformes; Sparidae
Product: ras-related protein Rab-18
Exons: 7
Coding region: 137-754 (205 amino acids)
Molecular function (GO): GTPase activity; GTP binding
Source: RefSeq, a predicted model, not a curated record
CGCGUCGCCGGUUUGCCGGAAGUUGCGUGAACAGCAGGCUGUCACCGGAGCUGCUAGCCGCCUGCUGACCUGAAAACAAGUGAAAUUUAAGUAUAACACCGUCGCCAAGUGAAGUCAAACUAUCUCCUACGGGAACAUGGACGAAGACGUGCUGACGACGCUGAAGCUGUUGAUAAUUGGCGAAAGUGGAGUUGGGAAGUCCAGUCUUCUCCUGAGGUUCACAGAUGAUACCUUUGAUCCAGAGCAGUCGGCAACUAUAGGUGUGGAUUUCAAAGUAAAGACACUCGCAAUCGAUGGGAACAGAGCAAAACUGGCCAUAUGGGACACAGCUGGACAGGAAAGGUUUCGCACCCUGACACCCAGCUACUACCGUGGUGCACAAGGAGUCAUACUUGUGUAUGACGUCACAAAGCGUGACACUUUUACCAAGCUUGAAAACUGGCUGAAUGAACUGGAAACCUACACUACACGCAAUGACAUCGUGAAAAUGCUCGUUGGGAACAAAAUUGAUAAGGACGACCAGGAGGUGGACAGAAACGAGGGGUUGAAAUUUGCUCGGAAACACUCUAUGCUUUUUAUUGAGGCCAGUGCAAAGACCAAAGAUGGCGUACAGUGUGCCUUCGAGGAGCUUGUGGAGAAGAUCCUGCAGACACCAGGGCUUUGGGAGAGUGAAAACCAGGGUCAGAAGCUGCGUCUGGGGGAGCAGGAGCAGGGCGGCGGCAGCGCAUGCGGAGGAUACUGUUCCAUACCCUGAAAACUGGACAGAACCAAAAAAAAAAAAUGCACCAUCCUGAAAGGAACGACUACGGACCAGAAACAGAGAGGAAAAGAGAGAAAAAGAGGGAGACGGAGAGGUGGAACUUUAAAAAAAAUAGUUGGAGAAGUUCUGUUGGUCGAGAGGACUUUGCUGUUUGCACACUUCCUUUUCAACCAUCACCUGUCACCUCUUUCUUUUUAAAAUAUGAAUGAAAGGAACUUGAAAAAAAAAAACAAAGCCUCUUGCCUAUAAGGAUGUAUAGCGUUUUAAAUUGACAUAACCAUGCAGAGUGUGCGUCAUAGGAGUACAUGUCUGGUCUGAAUUUAUCCUACUGACAACAGUGAUUCUGUUGUGCAUUAAGGCAUCAGGUUGAUAGCGUAGUGCCUAUAACAUGAACCAAUUUGUAGAUUACCGUACAGAGCUUGUCAAAUUUUACUCCCAGUGAAUUAUUAUAAUCAAUGCAAAAAAAAAAAAAAACUAGUUCCCUGUAAAUGUUGGCGUACAUGUAGCUGCAGAGUUAAAGUACAAAAUGUUCCACUUCAUGUGUAUUUGAAAGCUUUUAUUUCGGGCAUAACACGUGAAUUGGAUGGAGGGCAGUGGUGGAGGAGACUUGUUAUGUUAGCGGUAACGUUGACAUGCACCAGAACACUGUGAAUGUCAACUAAGACAUUUCACAAUCAUACUUUUCCCAGUUACUGAGCUCAUCUUUGCUGUUAACCUAAUCAGUUAUUUGUUUGAUGGCAAUUUCCAUCAAAUUUUACAUAUGUACAGAAGCGCUCACAUAAAAACGUCCUUGUUUUUUUUAAAAAUUCUUUUUCCUCGUUCUGUGUGAAAAUCCAGGACAAGUAAUCAUCUUUUUGUUUUUUUCUGAUUUUCUUCAACCAAACCUGUCUUUUUUCCUCGCAUGUCUGACCUGGACCAUAACUCCCACUGCUACAAGUCUAAGGUUUACAGUAUUUACAGCUCUUACAAUAAAAUAUACUCUUUUAGUAACUUGAGUAGCUCUGGCAAAAUGUAAUUUAGUCUCAGCUUGACCCCGUAAGCUUGAUUUCUCCCCAUUUAUUUAGCAGUUCCUGUGUGAAGUUGUGGUCUCUGUAACGUCCCACUGACUUAUCGAAGGCAUUUCUCACACAUGAUGGUAUGAGAGCAUUCCUAAGACCUGUUUGAUGUAUUGUUGCUUAUUUGUUUGAGUUGUUUUUUUUUCCUUGUUUAGAAUCAUAAUUACCCUUCCCUGUCGCCUUUGCAGUGCGCCUAUUUAAAUCAUACUGAGCAAUAUGUUAACAUGAUAUCUGCCUUAACAUUGAAUGACAUUUGCUUGGGUUAUGGUCCAGUAACGUUUGUAUUGUUUCAAACUGAAAUAAACCACAGCCUCGAGAUGCCGUCA